Fusarium odoratissimum NRRL 54006 is the source of this 1119-nucleotide messenger RNA. RefSeq lists its product as uncharacterized. The record is from RefSeq and is a predicted model, not a curated record. The transcript has 2 exons. NCBI's taxonomy places the organism in Eukaryota, Fungi, Ascomycota, Sordariomycetes, Hypocreales, Nectriaceae. The coding region runs from base 139 to 1053 and encodes 304 amino acids.
GAGCUUUCCCUGGGAAUUUACCAAGGCAAGUUUCCUUAUCGUUACGUUCGCGCUGCCUUUUGCGACCCAUUCCUGCCCAUUUGCGCUCUGUUCAGCGUUUUCUCACAGCAUCUCCACGUCUUGUCCCGAAACAGCACUAUGUCACAGAUACCAUCAAACUAUCAGUGCAACUGCAAAUCCUGUUCUACCAGCAAAUAUCACACUCGCUCAGUAGCUAAGUCUUGCACAAACCAAAUAUCGGCUAAGGAGCAGCACGCUGGAGUGCAAGCUUCAUCGCAGCUGGGGUCACGGCAAUCAUCACACCCAGCCAGUGGCGGAAAGGGGCAUCUGGUAUCAAGGCUCAUGCAGUCUAUCAUUCGUUAUUGGACCUUUAUGAUGCUGGACCAGCAGGUACGCAUAAGCCAAAGCCAGCCGGACGACAUACCCUCCAGUCCUGCCACUACUCUCAGUAAUGACAACACGAGCGAUGGAGGGUCUACCACCAGUCUUUCCAAACGUGAUAGAUCCUCGGAUAUUGAAGAAGAGUCAGUGGAUGGUUCAGUGAAUGGAGGAGCGUCAAUGAGCCAAACAGAUCCCGCCUCGAAUGAAGAUGCAGAUCUAACAAAGUUCACCUUAAAGAGUCUUUUGUUAGGUGAGGAACUCAAGAGGCUCCAAGUCUGGAAAACAUCCUUUUCCAACGACGAGCUGGAUAGACUACCUACUAUCGACCACGAAGUCGCACAGAGUGUACUGAAAUGCUUGACGAGUGUAGCCAACAUACUGAUUGAAGGGUCAAAGGAAUGGCGAAUCAGAUCGGAGCCAGAUGAUCUUAAGGCUGAAGGGGUAUUUCUAGAGAGUCUACUGGAAGAGAUUGAGACAAAGGCAUCGGAAUCCAAUGUCGAAAACGAGGCAAUGACGGAUUGUAGUGGUAUUUCAGAGUCAGAUGAAUCUUACCUAACCAUUGGGAAUCCAAGCUUGAUCAAAGAUCUCAAAUAUGAGAUCGACAGACUUCAAAUGCUUUCUCACUCUUUGCGCCUUGGAUUAAGGACCGGAGUCAUAUUUACGAAUAGCUGAACACUCGAUACCUUACAUAUAUAAACCGUUAUCAAAUAAAACAUUCCUUCGAAGAAAAGACACUGG